AUGAACAUAUCGUUGUUUUGUUUUCCAUUUGAUACUAUAAAAACACCCAAAACAUUACCAAACUUGCCCUCUACAAAAAAAACAACACAAACUUUACUACAAAUUUUCUUCCUUUUUUAUCGUCCCCGCUUGUUCAACAAUUUCUUUGCUUCUUCUAAAAUUUCAAUAAUGGCCAAUUCAAGGAUUUUAUUUUCAAUAAUUGCCUUCUUUCUCUUCAUUAAUACUUCAAUAUAUGCCAAAUCAAUUGCUGUGUUGGACGAAGAAGACCAAGACGAAUUUCUUGAUCCUAUUGUUGAAAAGAGAAGAUUGUCAAACAUAAUAGAAGAAAUGGCAGGCGACGAUAAACGCAUAAUAUCUACAAAUUGGGCAAUGCUCUUCAUCGUCAUCGGUGUACCGAUUGGUGUGAUUCUUCUUAUUGUUCUAACAAUUGUGAGUUUGAAAGGGAGUGGGGCAUAUACAGUAUGCUUGGGCUGCUAG
Messenger RNA from Meloidogyne enterolobii, 477 nucleotides. Lineage: Eukaryota; Metazoa; Nematoda; Chromadorea; Rhabditida; Meloidogynidae. The record is from the annotation of a GenBank genome assembly.